AUGUCAUCGACCGACGGAAAUCCAAAGUCUCGAGUUGGCUGUACUCCAAAAACUCAAUUUGAUUGUGGUGGCAUCAUCUGGCUUAAUCGCUCUGGAAUGAAAGUUCCCCAAAUCUCCAAUCUAAUGAAGAUUCCAAAGUCAACUGUUCGCGAUGUAAUCAAACGAAUGGAGAAAACUGGAACUACUGAGCUGAAACCAAGGACGGGCAGACCAAAGAAAAUUGUUGAAAAGUAUCAGAGUCGCCCAGGAUUGCGUAUCAAGAAAAACAUUAUCGGGUCGUCUUCUUCCGAUACAACCUCCACUACAAGUUCCAAUACCAGUAAAACAAACUCGAAAACAGACGACGAGGCCCAAGGGAAGGAUUGGAUGUAUAACACGCGUCCAAAAAAAAUAACUCGUCUUAAAACCAACUCCACCCCAUUUCACUCUCACUCUCACUCUCACCUCAACCCCGACUCCAACCAAACCCAACCCAACCCGACUCAACCUUUGAAAAGCCAAGGCAAAGCAAGGCGAAGCAAGGCAAAGCAAGGCAAAGCAAGUCAGGCCAGGCCAGGCCAGGCCAGGCCAGGCCAGGUCAGGUCAGGUCAGGUCAGGUCAUUUGGCCUAAUGACCCAAUGUUCAUGGACAUCGUUAACUUCUGGAAUUUCUAUGGAACUCCAAAAACAAGCUCACUGGGCCUCAGUCAUGGACGAACAGUCCUUCCUUCCUGGUAUGAUAGCAACCGAGGCGCUUGUGGAGUUUGUUCAAGAACUGGUUCGCAAGGUAGACUAUACCAACAAAGUUGUAUAUGUUGGUGCUCUUUUUGUCAACUUUUUAUUCAUAAAAAUGCCUGCUGAUGGUCUUUUAAUCCCAACCAUCGACCAGAGUCUAUUCGCUUCUGUUUUUGCUGAUUCCGUACAAGAAACAGUCUUUCAACUGGAAAAAACAAUUCAGAAGAAAAAGGAAGCGCCUGCUCAAAAACAACCUGCAGAUUUUAUCAACGAUAUUGAUAAAGGUUGCCAGAUUUGGGCUGUUGACCCUGGUGUUUGUGAUAUCAUCACCGCUAUCGAUACAUCUGGGAGACAAAGAACGACAAGCGUGAAUGAAUAUUAUCAUCUUCGUGGAUUUAAUGAUGCACCACACAAGUACAAGAAUAAAUUCUUUCUUCCUGCCUCCACUGACCAUACUGAGGCUCCCGUAAAAACAAGCAUUGCUUUUGGGGAUGGUGUCAUGAACAUGGAGAUGUACAUGUUAUAUGAAUACCUGACCAGCCAAGUAUGCAAUGAGUUCAAGAAGAGAAAUGUAGAAAACUUAGUUAACAGCAAGUCGAAGCGAAGAGUGCACGCAAUAUUGCAGCUCCAAGAAACCACUUGCAAUAUUGUAUGGAAUCGCGACAUUAUGGCUGUACACAAUAUUUUAGACAUUUUCUUAUUUUCUUCACGAAACAACAACCAACGUCCUGAUGUUUCUGUGCGCCAAACUGAAACCAACCCUGGCCACCAGCCUUCUUCUGUAUGA
Molecule: messenger RNA, 1500 nt
Organism: Phycomyces blakesleeanus NRRL 1555(-)
Lineage: Eukaryota; Fungi; Mucoromycota; Mucoromycetes; Mucorales; Phycomycetaceae
Product: Homeodomain-like DNA binding domain-containing transcription factor
Exons: 8
Coding region: 1-1500 (499 amino acids)
Source: RefSeq, a predicted model, not a curated record